UUCCUCAGAGGGCGGGAAAGGGGGGGUAGGCGAAGGUUCGGGCGGGUGGACUGUAGGUGGCAGGGAAAAGGGGGAGGAGGUUUUAUGGGGGUGCAUGGCGCUUUAUCCGGGAUAUGGUUGCUAUUUGAUGCGUCUCUGGCUUCUCCUGGCACUUGGGAAAUAGCAGAAAGUUCACAGCGAGAGCGAGUAAAUAAGACGGAGAUACCCACUUCCUGUGAGGAGCGUGAUUUGCUAUGCAUCUCUUGUAUCCGCCAGGAGUGGCGUAUCCUGGUAUGGGACAAGUUCUACGUUCUUACCCAUCGCGUUUCCGCCCUGUGGAGAUACAGUACGGACCAAUCCACCCAUCUAUGACAGAGCCCAUUCCCGGAACAACCCCCCUAAUGCACGAACCCCCAACCAUAAACACUGCCUUCCCAGCAGAACACCACACACUGCAGCCGAAGGAGUAGGGAACCCCCCCCCCCCCCAAUCAGGCAAGCUUCACCCAGCUCUCCCUCGCCACGAGCGCAGCCCUACGCACCUCCCGGACGGGAUCGCCGCUCGCCGCGGCCAGCAUGCGCUGCAUCCGCGGCGAGUGGGGCAGCAGGUGCCUCUCCUCGA
Phialemonium atrogriseum is the source of this 600-nucleotide messenger RNA. RefSeq lists its product as uncharacterized. The transcript has a single exon. Bases 85 to 351 code for a protein of 88 amino acids. Lineage: Eukaryota; Fungi; Ascomycota; Sordariomycetes; Cephalothecales; Cephalothecaceae. The record is from RefSeq and is a predicted model, not a curated record.